CCCGAACACAUUUGUAUACUUGCAUGCAUCGCACGCAUCGUUGCUGAGUGAAGCGUCAAGAAGCGCGAAAUGGCGUCACACGCGUCCGUGCACACAUGCAUCCAUCAGGUCCGUGCGCGCGCAAAGAAAAAGAUCCACGGCAUAUUUGUUGCCGUCGACACCGCACGGAUCUCACAUACACGCAUACACGGACAGAAAACUAAUCAUCAUCGUGUAUGGUCCCUCCGGGGCCGCGAGCAGACCAUGUACCAACACAGCCAUACACAUGGACACACACAUACACAUACACAUACAUACACACACAUACUCGACACCCUCACCCCCGCCACAUCGCGCAAAACGCACCUCGCGCAUAUACACACAUUCACGUACACGCUUCAAAGCACCCAAGCAAUAGUCGAAAAAAUUGCCCGUCCCUCUCUCGAGUGUGAGUGUCCCCUCCCCCUCCCUCCUGAAAAAGGCCGCCUCACACGAUAUGGCCGGGAGAGAGGGGGAGCGACACACCACACGUACCCACUACACACCCACUUCUGGCCAAGCCGUCUUGACGGACACGCACACCAACACGUGCGCACGGCGACCGAUCGACCCCACACUAUCAGACGAAAAUUGCCCUACACACAUGGCCGUCCGUCUACUUUGUCAUCCGCCGCUGAUGUGUCCGUUGGCAUGUUCGUCUUCGUCUUCGGUGUCGUCGGUGACUGAGUCCAUGCCGUUUUCCGACUGGUUGUCCCGCAGCUCCUCGAGGAUGGCCUCCAUGCGGGGCAGCUGCUUGGCCUGCUCCGUCCACAUCCACGUCAGCAACUUGGCUGGCGCGAAGCGGGGAGGCUUCAUGUCAGCCUGUACGCAUAAAGAGGCAGGAAGGGACGUGUGUGGGAGGGUCAGGCAGGCAGGUUAUGGGUCACUCACCUGUGCGAUCAUGGUGACGUCGACGGUGCCGUGAGGCGUCUUGUGCAAAACAAGGCCCAUCAUCUGCAGACCAAGCGGACACCCAUACAAUACAGGUACACAUAAGCGAUGACAUACACGGCACAUCUCCCUGCCUGUGCUCAGUCUGUCGCAUCGUACCAGUAUAUCUGCCUUGACGGCGCUUUUCUCCUUGGUGUAGAGCUUGUCCUCACUGACGUAGUCACCCAGAUCGGUCAGCGCAACCACCUCAUAAUCGCAGCUCAACUGACAGGAACCAAACACCACACAAUCUUCCCCCACCCGUCCCCAAUUUCCCUUUUGACUCAUUUACUCACUCACCGUCUUGACGUAUGUGGUGUGGCACAGGAUGCGCCUCGUGUCGCCGGGCGCUGGCGACCGAAAAACCUGGUACGUCAGCAAAAAAUGCGGAGCCACCUCGGCAACGUGCUGGGCUGACCGGACGAAGAAAGAGGAAAGAAAGGACACGUCAUGUGUGCGCGCAAAUGUGCCUGUCUAUGGAUCACUGAUACCUCCCUCGAACAGCCACGUGUCGAUGCGUGACUUGAAGACACAGUCGUAAUCGACGAACACGUCGCGGACUUCCUCAAUGGUGAGGCCGGGGAUGCUGAACGAAUAGCGGCCACGAACAAUUGGCACGCUGUUGCGCGUCUCGCGCAGCUCCUCCAACUGACGGAUGAGCAAGACCCAAAGGAAUGCAUGCUUUGCGUGUUGCGUCUAUGGCCACGUACCUCGACUCCUCCCUUGGUGCCCAGUGACUUCCACAUGGGCGACUCGUCGUUGGCGCACUGAGCUAUCCGCUCAGCCAUGCCCUCACACUGAAUGCACGACAGGAGUGACGGACGGCAGGUGGUGUUUCGCCCUUCCCUUUCUGUGCCUACCGCUCCUCUGAGCUGCUCGACAUCGAUCCGAACACCGAACGCGGCCUCGCCCGGACGACGCAAAUCACGGCCCUUCACCUGUUCACACGGAACAACAUAACCAGGUGCACACACACGCCACGGCGCUAACUCAAUUGUGUAUACCGGCCAGCAUGGAGGGAAGACGAUUUCUCUCGGCGCCCUUGCCCGCGACGAGAGCGGGGAGUCAGUGUGUGUGUCGACGGACGAUAUGCUCGACUGCCGUGUGGAUAUGCGGGAGUAGAUGGCCGACGAGUCCCGCGAGUCGGCCCUCAGCCUGGCUCGCGAAUCCUGCUCCCACGCACCCUCGUGAAAGAUGAUGGAGCUGGGCAGGUGGGACAGGAAGCUGUGGAGAGAGCUGCUUGUCUGAAUGAACAAGGGGAAGGAAAGACACACAAACAGCAAGAUGGCGUGCGGUGCUGUGCUUGUGGUUGUGUGCUGUGAUGCUGCUCUACCGACCUCUCCCCGCGUGAGUGAUGGCGCUCGUCUUCUCCUGCUGCCGACACUCCUCUCGUCGUCCGGCCCCUGGGGCGAUAUGAGGGAGCCGCUCCCGGCAGUCUCCUUGGCUAUCGACUCCUCCACACCCGAUAUCGUCAACCGACGGCGACCAAACCUGCACAGUGACGCACACACGUCAUCAAAUCGCCUCACACGCACAGAAGCGUUCAUACCUUGACACAGUCCCAGUGCGGUAUGGCGUUCUUCUGGAGCUGGACCGGCUAGGCGCCUGUGAAGGCUGCGACUGGACGGGUGAGCUGGGUGGCUCGAGCUCACUCGUCGACAUGACUUCGCUGACAGACAUCACCCCAUUGUCGACCAUAUCAGCCGUGUGAGUCGCAUCGCUCUUCGUCUUAGCGGCACCACGGCGGAAGCUGAACCGCCCCCGACCAUCCGGAGGCCUCACGAAGGGGAACAUCGGCAUCAACCGGUCCCUCUCGUCCCGAGCAGUGCCGGUGAAGUCGUCAUCGCGAUUGUCUGCGAACUCGUCAUAGCCUCGGUGAGUGCGAUGACGUCGGCGGAAUCGGCGAUGGCGGAGGCGGAGGAUAGAGCUCCAGACAGUGACGCAUGAGCAGGAAUCGCUUGUGCCCGACAUCUUUCGAAACGGAGAUCGUAUCACCACACAGUUGAGGAUAUAUUCGACUUCUCAGGCUCCUCGUGAGAGUAGAACACGGCGCUGGAAAAAAAG
This is a messenger RNA of Vitrella brassicaformis, 3012 nucleotides long. Lineage: Eukaryota; Vitrellaceae. The record is from the annotation of a GenBank genome assembly.